CAUCCCGUUCAAAUUGUGUUGAUAACUCGCUGGCGAGAGAACAGUGCAGUGGCUUUAUCGGCGCGGCAAAAUUGAUGGAUUUCUUUCUUAAUUUGCCAUAAAUUCGGGAUUAAAAUAAACUUAAAAAAAAAAUAAUUAAAAUUCUGAAAAAAACGAAAAUCUAAGAUUCAAAUCGAGAAUCGAUAAUAUCGAUCGUGAGAUAAUUGAUUUUUCAAACGUUGCUAUAUCGUGUGAGACAAAUAAGCACAAAGUGUAAAUCAAUUUAAAAGAAGUUAAAAAUGUCUACACGCAUGCGCAACACGUUAUCUAGUGACUUUGGCUUCAAAUUAACAUUGCUGCCGCCAGUUUGGCUAUUGCUGUUUGUGCAACUUGUGUUGCAAUUGGCCAAUGUAGUCGCUGCCAAAGAUUUGCCUGCUAAUUUCGAAAAAUGCAAACGUGAUGAAAAUUUCGAUAAAUGCCUUGUUGAUGCUGUGAACGGUGCGAUUCUGCUGCUCAAGGAUGGCAACAAAGAGUUUGGUAUACCACCGCUCGAGCCACUCACUGUGAAGUCGUUAGUAAUCGAUUCUGGUAAUGCGCCUAUUACGCUGAAGCAGACCUUGAAAAACUUACUCGUACACGACAUGAUCUCCACCAGCAAAGUGCAGCGCUACCGCACCGAUCUCAAUAAUCACCUAAUUAUUUGUGACAGUAAAACCGAUCGCAUUGAAAUGGUUGGCGAUUAUGAGAUGUCCGGCCGCAUAUUGCUGCUACCCAUAACUGGUAAUGGCAAAGCCAAUAUGACGCUGAUUAACACCCGCAUCGAACAUCGGCUCAUCGGUGAACCUUUCAUGCGCGAUGGCGUCAAAUAUAUGCGUCUCAAGGAGUAUCGCGUCGAUCUGAAUCCCAAGCGUGUCUAUAUGCAAUUCGAUAAUCUCUUCAACGAUCGUUUGUUAUCGCAGACAAUGAAUCGAUUCUUGAACGACAACUGGGAGACGGUUUUCAAUGAGCUGAAGAUUGGCUAUGAGCGUAGCUUUGGUAAAAUUUUCCGUGAUAUUUCGAAUAAGCUGUUUGAAGAGAUACCAUUCGAUUCGAUAUUUCUGAGUUCUUGAAUGCGCGGUGCGUAAAAGAGGGAAUUACAUGAAUGACUGCAGCUUGAGAAGUGGGCAUAGCCUGAGUAUUUUCUUUUAGUAUUUAAUAAAAAUUGUUAAGGCUUAUUAUUUAGUGUUGUGUAUGUAGGACUAUAUGUACAUAUAUUAGGGUGCUUUUCUUCGCGACAUUUAUCAAUUUUUCAUUCCCACCUAGAAAUUUUGUGGGAAAUACAUAUAAAAAAAUUCCUGAAAAUUUGAGCCCUAAAUAUUAAUAUAUAGAGCUCGACCAAGGCGUGGAAAGAUUUCCCGUUUAAAAUUAAUCUAAACUUCUUAAAAAUUCUACAGCUCAGAGGCAUUUUAUGGUAUAAUCUUGUUUGAUGAAAGGGUUUCUUCAGAAUUGAAUGCUCUACAAAAGUGUCCAUUGCGGCGUAAUCCUAACACGUGCCACUAAAGCCAAUUUUUUGGUGAAAUUCUCGUUUUUUGCCCCUAUCUGAUAAAUAACAAGAGCUACAGAAAAAAUGUAAAUAAGAAAGUGGUAGGAAAUUCAAUUUCGACAUUCCUUGAGAUAUUGGGAGCGAAAAAAAACUAUCGCGAAAAAAUCACCCUAAUGUAUAUGUAUGUGAGUUGAUUGAGUUAUUCUGGAAUUUAUUAUUUUUUAGUUUUGUAAAUAUCUAUGUAUAUGUAAGUUGAUUAACUUAGAACUUAGAAAUUGAAUUGGUAAGACAUUUAAAAAUAAAUUAAUAAAAAA
Molecule: messenger RNA, 1815 nt
Organism: Rhagoletis pomonella (apple maggot)
Lineage: Eukaryota; Metazoa; Arthropoda; Insecta; Diptera; Tephritidae
Product: protein takeout-like
Exons: 4
Coding region: 279-1088 (269 amino acids)
Source: RefSeq, a predicted model, not a curated record